Symphalangus syndactylus (siamang) is the source of this 4508-nucleotide messenger RNA. It is a transcript of the gene NOS3, whose product is annotated as nitric oxide synthase 3. The record is from RefSeq and is a predicted model, not a curated record. Gene Ontology annotation, molecular function: calmodulin binding; NADP binding; FMN binding. NCBI's taxonomy places the organism in Eukaryota, Metazoa, Chordata, Mammalia, Primates, Hylobatidae. Gene Ontology annotation, biological process: nitric oxide biosynthetic process.
CUCCCUUCUGCCCCCCGAGCUGGUCCUUGAGGUGCCCCUGGAGCACCCCACGCUGGAGUGGUUUGCAGCCCUGGGCCUGCGCUGGUACGCCCUCCCGGCAGUGUCCAACAUGCUGCUGGGUAUUAGGCCCUAUGGUAGUGCCUUGGCUAGAGGAGGGGAAAGAUGUCUAGACCUGCUGCAGAGGUGAGGACAGCUGAGUGGAGCUUCCCUGGGCGGUGCUGUCAGUAGCAGGAGCAGCCUCCUGGAAAAGCCCUGGCUGCUGCUUCUCCCCCAAGAGAGAAGGCUUCUCCCGCCAGGCCAGUCCAGUCUAGCCCCUCACCCACACCCACUGCUCCCCUAGUUCCCCUGCCUCAGCCCGCACCCUCCCUCACACCCCAGCCCACAGACUCGGGGCUGGCCUUGGUUACUGGAAUGCUUGUGACCACAGCACUAAGAGAAGCAAGCUGCCCCAUGGGGGACUUGCUGCGUCCCUCCCUUGACCCCAGGCUGGUGGUCCCUGCCACUCCCCUGCCCCUGUCACUGACACACGUUUCCUCCUCCCUCAGGCAGGAGUGGGACCUCCCAGCCUCCUCCUGGGGCCUCCACUCAGAAUGUCAGGAUGAGCAGGGUCCUAGGAGGCCCCUGGUGCAGCCUUCCCUUCCCACCAUCCAUGUGCUCAAAGAGAAUCAGAUGGCUGGCUGGGUCACCCGUCCUUUCUUGAAUGCCACGGAUCAUGGGGGAUUUGCUGCCCACACUCCUAGGCGGCCUCUUAGACAUCCGUUGGUGCCUAACCCAAGCAUCAGUUUGGCAGAGGCUGAGUCCCUCCUCUGUAUUGGAUACCAAGUCAGCUUCCGUAGGGAUGGGGAGACACCUGGCCCAGGGAGGAGAUGAGGAGCAGCCCGGAUGGUGCUACGUAUGUCAGAGAGCAGGGCAGGAAGGGAUCAGUGUGGAUGCCAGUGGUCAGGAGGGUGCCAUGGAGUGAACCAUGGCCCCUGCCUCCUCGCCAGCAGCUCCUCUGGGGCUGAUACUCAAGACCCCCCCGUCUCUCUCCUCAACCUCUUCUCCCGCUGCCUCGGCGGGCUCAGGUGUUCGAUGCCCGGGACUGCAGGUCUGCACAGGAAAUGUUCACCUACAUCUGUAACCACAUCAAGUAUGCCACAAACCGGGGCAACCUUCGCUCGGCCAUCACAGUGUUCCCGCAGCGCUGCCGUGGCCGAGGAGACUUCCGAAUCUGGAACAGCCAGCUGGUGCGCUAUGCGGGCUACCGGCAGCAGGACGGCUCUGUGCGGGGGGACCCAGCCAACGUGGAGAUCACCGAGCUCUGCAUUCAGCACGGCUGGACCCCAGGAAACGGUCGCUUCGACGUGCUGCCACUGCUGCUGCAGGCCCCAGAUGAGCCCCCAGAACUCUUCCUUCUGCCCCCCGAGCUGGUCCUUGAGGUGCCCCUGGAGCACCCCACGCUGGAGUGGUUUGCAGCCCUGGGCCUGCGCUGGUACGCCCUCCCGGCAGUGUCCAACAUGCUGCUGGAAAUUGGGGGCCUGGAGUUCCCCGCAGCCCCCUUCAGUGGCUGGUACAUGAGCACUGAGAUUGGCACGAGGAACCUGUGUGACCCUCACCGCUACAACAUCCUGGAGGAUGUGGCUGUCUGCAUGGACCUGGAUACCCGGACAACCUCGUCCCUGUGGAAAGACAAGGCAGCAGUGGAAAUCAAUGUGGCCGUGCUGCACAGUUACCAGCUGGCCAAAGUCACAAUCGUGGACCACCACGCCGCCACGGCCUCCUUCAUGAAGCAUCUGGAGAAUGAGCAGAAGGCCAGGGGGGGCUGCCCUGCAGACUGGGCCUGGAUCGUGCCCCCUAUCUCAGGCAGCCUCACUCCUGUCUUCCAUCAGGAGAUGGUCAACUAUUUCCUGUCCCCAGCCUUCCGAUAUCAGCCAGACCCCUGGAAGGGGAGUGCCGCCAAGGGCACUGGCAUCACCAGGAAGAAGACCUUCAAAGAAGUGGCCAACGCCGUGAAGAUCUCCGCCUCGCUCAUGGGCACAGUGAUGGCGAAGCGAGUAAAGGCGACAAUCCUGUAUGGCUCCGAGACCGGCCGGGCCCAGAGCUACGCACAGCAGCUGGGGAGACUCUUCCGGAAGGCUUUUGAUCCCCGGGUCCUGUGUAUGGAUGAAUAUGACGUGGUGUCCCUUGAACACGAGACGCUGGUGCUGGUAGUAACCAGCACAUUUGGGAAUGGGGAUCCCCCGGAGAAUGGAGAGAGCUUUGCAGCUGCCCUGAUGGAGAUGUCCGGCCCCUACAACAGCUCCCCUCGGCCGGAACAGCACAAGAGUUAUAAGAUCCGCUUCAACAGCAUCUCCUGCUCAGACCCACUGGUGUCCUCUUGGCGGCGGAAGAGGAAGGAGUCCAGUAACACAGACAGUGCAGGGGCCCUGGGCACCCUCAGGUUCUGUGUGUUCGGGCUGGGCUCCCGGGCAUACCCCCACUUCUGCGCCUUUGCUCGUGCGGUGGACACACGGCUGGAGGAACUGGGCGGGGAGCGGCUGCUGCAGCUGGGCCAGGGCGACGAGCUGUGCGGCCAGGAGGAGGCCUUCCGUGGCUGGGCCCAGGCCGCCUUCCAGGCCGCCUGUGAGACCUUCUGUGUGGGAGAGGAUGCCAAGGCCGCCGUCCGAGAUAUCUUCAGCCCCAAACGGAGCUGGAAGCGCCAGAGGUACCGGCUGAGCGCCCAGGCCGAGGGCCUGCAGUUGCUGCCAGGUCUGAUCCACGUGCACAGGCGGAAGAUGUUCCAGGCUACAAUCCUCUCAGUGGAAAACCUGCAAAGCAGCAAGUCCACGAGGGCCACCAUCCUGGUGCGCCUGGACACCGGAGGCCAGGAGGGGCUGCAGUACCAGCCGGGGGACCACAUAGGUGUCUGCCCACCCAACCGGCCCGGCCUUGUGGAGGCGCUCCUGAGCCGCGUGGAGGACCCGCCGGCGCCCACUGAGCCCGUGGCAGUAGAGCAGCUGGAGAAGGGCAGCCCUGGUGGCCCUCCCCCCGGCUGGGUGCGGGACCCCCGGCUGCCCCCGUGCACGCUGCGCCAGGCUCUCACCUUCUUCCUGGAUAUCACCUCCCCGCCCAGCCCUCAGCUCUUGCGGUUGCUCAGCACCUUGGCAGAAGAGCCCAGGGAACAGCAGGAGCUGGAGGCCCUCAGCCAGGAUCCCCGACGCUAUGAGGAGUGGAAGUGGUUCCGCUGCCCCACGCUGCUGGAGGUGCUGGAGCAGUUCCCGUCGGUGGCACUGCCUGCCCCACUGCUCCUCACCCAGCUGCCUCUGCUCCAGCCCCGGUACUACUCAGUCAGCUCGGCACCCAGCACCCACCCAGGAGAGAUCCACCUCACUGUAGCUGUGCUGGCAUACAGGACCCAGGAUGGGCUGGGCCCCCUGCACUAUGGAGUCUGCUCCACGUGGCUAAGCCAACUCAAGCCUGGAGACCCUGUGCCCUGCUUCAUCCGGGGGGCUCCCUCCUUCCGGCUGCCACCCGAUCCCAGCUUGCCCUGCAUCCUGGUGGGCCCAGGCACUGGCAUUGCCCCCUUCCGGGGAUUCUGGCAGGAGCGGCUGCAUGACAUUGAGAGCAAAGGGCUGCAGCCCACUCCCAUGACUUUGGUGUUCGGCUGCCGAUGCUCCCAACUCGACCAUCUCUACCGCGACGAGGUGCAGAACGCCCAGCAGUGCGGGGUGUUUGGCCGAGUCCUCACCGCCUUCUCCCGGGAACCUGACAACCCCAAGACCUACGUGCAGGACAUCCUGAGGACGGAACUGGCUGCGGAGGUGCACCGCGUGCUGUGCCUCGAGCGGGGCCACAUGUUUGUCUGCGGCGAUGUCACCAUGGCAACCAACGUCCUGCAGACCGUGCAGCGCAUCCUGGCGACGGAGGGCGACAUGGAGCUGGACGAAGCCGGCGACGUCAUCGGCGUGCUGCGGGAUCAGCAACGCUACCACGAAGACAUUUUCGGGCUCACGCUGCGCACCCAGGAGGUGACAAGCCGCAUACGCACCCAGAGCUUUUCCUUGCAGGAGCGGCAGUUGCGGGGCGCAGUGCCCUGGGCGUUCGACCCGCUCGGCUCAGACACCAACAGCCCCUGAGAGCCACCUGGCUUUCCCUUCCAGUUCCGGGAAUGCGGCUGCCCGACUCAGGUCCGACGGACCAGGAUCAGCCCCUCACCUCCCCUCUUGAGGUGGUGCCUUCUCACAUCUGUCCAGAGGCUACAAGGAUUCAGCAUUAUUCCUCCAGGAAGGAGCAAAACGCCUCUUUCCCUCUCUAGGCCUGUUGCCUCCGGCCUGGGUCCGCCUAAAUCUGGAAGGCCCCUCCCAGCAGCGGUACCCCAGGGCCUACUGCUACCCCUUUUCUGUUUCUUAGGCGAAUGUUAGAUUCCUCUUAUCUCUCUCAGGAGUAUCUUACCUGUAAAGUCUAAUCUCUAAAGUAUUUAUUAUUGAAGAUUUACCGUAAGAGACUGUGCCAGAUGUUGCGAGAACUACUAAAGUGCCUAACCCAGCUCA